Molecule: messenger RNA, 1968 nt
Organism: Mus caroli (Ryukyu mouse)
Lineage: Eukaryota; Metazoa; Chordata; Mammalia; Rodentia; Muridae
Source: RefSeq, a predicted model, not a curated record
ACUUCUUGGAGAUUGUCCACCAUAGUCGGACCUAAGUAUCUGUACCUGUGCCUCAAUAUGAAGAAAACUGACUGAGAUUCAUCCGUUCACCCACCCAUCCACCCGCCUCUCCUCUGCUCACCUAUCCACCUACCUAUCAACAGACCCCUCUAUCCAUAUGUGUAUCCAUUCACCUAUCAACUCACCUACUUAUCCACCCACCCCUGAUCCACCCACCCCCUGAUCCACCCACCUACCCACUCACUAAUUCACUCACUCACUAAUCCAACCACCUACUCACUGAACCACCCACCCACCCACCACUGAUCCACCCACCCACCACUGAUCCACCCACCCACCACUGAUCCACCCACCCACCACUGAUCCACCUAUCCACUCAUAUCCCCACUUGCCCAGGCAUCCAUUCGCCCAUCAUUACAGAUGCUGGGAUGAUGGAGCUGAUGGCCUCUGAGAUCCAUGCCAUCUCUGUGGGGAACGCGAGGGCCAGGCUACAGGAAGAAGUUGACCCUUAGAUACUGGUUUGAGGGAUGAGCAGGUCUUUGUCAGAAGAGCCUGGGGGGCCAUGUCCCUCAUCCCGUGGCUCCGGUGGAACGACACCCCUCCCCGGCUCUCGGCCCGGAGCCCGGCCGAGAUGGUGCUGGAGACACUCAUGAUGGAGCUGGCUGGGCAGAUGAGAGAGGUGGAGCGGCAACAGAGGGAGCGUCGCAGCGCAGUCAGGAAGAUCUGCACUGGUGUGGACUACAGCUGGCUGGCAAACACGCCCAGGCCCACCUAUGAUAUCAGCCCUGGUUCCGGCAGCUGCUGGCCGAACGAGAGCCCGAGGUGCAGGAGGUGGCGCGGCUGUUCCGCUCCGUGUUGCAGGAGGCCCUGGAGAAGAUGAAGCAGGAGGAGGAGGCCCAUAAGCUGACACGUCAGUGGAGCUUGAGGCCCCGUGGCAGCCUGUCGUCCUUCAAGACCCGCGCUCGCAUCGCACCCUUUGCCAGUGACAUCCGAACCAUCUCGGAGGACGUGGAGCGCGAUGCGCCACCCCCGCCGCGCACCUGGAGCAUGCCGGAGUUCAGGGCGCCCCAGGCCGACUGACCACCCAGGGCAAUCACCCUCAGGAGGAAUGACGGGCUGGUAACUCUGUCACUAGCGCCGGAACCUCCCCACCUACCCCAACCAGGAGACCCAUCAAGCAACACUGCUAGACCACGGAGCCAACUACCCAGUGAGCACACCUGCUUGGAUACCUGGGCAGAGUCAGGACUUGAGCCCUGUUUCUCCGCAAAAAGGUCUCCACUUCCCAGCCUGAUACAGACACAAGGCCCACAUACUCAUCCCAACUUCCGGGAUGCCCCAUUCACCCUAUCCAUUCAUGGCACCUUUACUGGUGACCAGAUAACAUUCACUGCAGGGGACCCACAGCCUCAGGCCCAGGGCAGCUGGUGGGGUCCACAGAUGACCGUUCAACCCACUCUUCAGCUAGUGAGUGAAAAAAAGGAAGUCUUCCAAGAGUCUCUGCUUUUGCCUUAACUCAGAUCCCUCUGAUGUGGCAUUGUUCUUGCCUCUGAGUCCUUGAAUGCUGGGGCUAUGAUGGGGUAGGACCAAUGUCUACAUCUCCAUCCACUGGGGCCGAGGCUGCUGUCUGAGAAAGGUAGCUAGGGGUAGGCAGGAUGAUCAUGACUCCCAUCCUGCGAUGUCAUCAUAUGGAACAUGGCCAGUCCAGAGUCAGGGCUUGGAGGCCUGCAAACCUGCUGCUGAAGUCUAGGGCUCCUUCUGUUCACACCUGCUCUCCAGCUUCCCUAGGAAGUACCUGAGCAAAGCAGUCCAGAGUAGUCUCCGGCAGCCUCAUGCUCUGAUGGUCUAUGAGUGGAUGUCCCCCACCUCAAUCUGGGGUAGAAGUAAGGUUCAGGGCGAGCAAAGAGUGUCCCCAGCAUCCAGUGCAUGUGAACCUUAUAGUCCAAAUAAAAUGCAAUGGGAGAAAAA